AUGGCCAAGCUGAACAGAGUCAGCUCCUGGCUCGGUCUGCCUGAGGCUGCACUGUCCCGAGGCCCAAGGCCACCAGAGCCUGCGCCCAGGAGGCAAGCCUGCUCUCCGCCUCAGGCCACCCGGCUCCCGGCGGCGAGCGCAGCACACCGAACUCGGCCCUGCAAGCCUCCGCCCCGCUCCGCGGCCGCGCCCCCACGCCGCGCCGCUCCCCAGGCCCGCCCCCCGCCGGGUGGGCGGCGCAGCGGGGCCUCGGCGCCGCGAGGACCCCCGCGCCAGAACAAAGGAAUGCGGGAGGGGCUGAGGAGGCGCGCGGGCCACCGCGAGGCGCGUCCAGUCGCUGCCCAAGGGGAGCGCCUUGGGUCGAGGUCUCUGCCUGCCACUGCCAGGCGCGUGCCUGGUCUCCCGGACCAGCGAGGGGUGCAAGGACGCAAGAUGAAAGGUGGAGCUGCAAAGUCCCCCCAGCCCCCGCCUCUGCAGGCUUGGGUCUCCCAGCCCAGCACGCAAAGUGGCUGGCCCGGAUUGGGGACUAGCGCGGUGAGACCCCGGAGAGCAGGGCACGUCGUCUGGCUGCUAAAAGGAUCGGCCUCCACUCCGCCUCCACGGCGCGCUCUUCGCCACCGAAACAUCAAUUUUCCUGAAAUCCGGAGACAUUAUGCAAUAGCGGGGAGGAGGAGGGAGAGCGCGGCAGCCCGGGCUACGUGCGGGCGCCAGGGCGCUGCAAUCAAAGCAGCUACCUUAAGGUGGCGAGUCCCCCCUCCUGCCAAGGCAGCAAAAGUUUAUGUAAUGCAUGCCCCGCGCAUACUCGCCGCCUCCCGCCAGCCCUGCGCCGCGCCCGCACGCAUCCCGCGCCCUACGCCCGCCGGCCGCGCGCUCCAAGAGCGGGCACGGAGCAGAGCUGGGCCCCCGGGGCCGCCGGUGGGCGGAGCGCUUACCGUGGUUCUGAUCCUUAGUCCGUGA
This is a messenger RNA of Mus caroli (Ryukyu mouse), 957 nucleotides long. The record is from RefSeq and is a predicted model, not a curated record. Lineage: Eukaryota; Metazoa; Chordata; Mammalia; Rodentia; Muridae.